AUGUUUGGCCUUGGAAAAUUAUUCUAUGUCAUAGUUCUUUGUAUAAAUGGGCUAGCUGUGUUGAGCGAGGACAGAUUCCUCAACAGAAUUGGGUGGGGUAGUUCCGCUGCACAACCCCAAGGGCAAUUUCUGUCCCAGUUUGUACCUGUGCCAGCGAACGACAUUUCCAUCAAGUCAAGAUUGGUCACACUCAUUAGUGCUAUUCGGACUCUUUUGAGGUUUCCCUUGAUCUUCAUCAAUGUUGUCAUUAUAAUCUAUGAGCUGAUAUUAGGUUAG
This is a messenger RNA of Metschnikowia bicuspidata var. bicuspidata NRRL YB-4993, 276 nucleotides long. RefSeq lists its product as uncharacterized. The record is from RefSeq and is a predicted model, not a curated record. The transcript has a single exon. Gene Ontology annotation, biological process: endoplasmic reticulum to Golgi vesicle-mediated transport. The coding region runs from base 1 to 276 and encodes 91 amino acids. Gene Ontology annotation, cellular component: Golgi membrane; COPII-coated ER to Golgi transport vesicle; endoplasmic reticulum membrane. Lineage: Eukaryota; Fungi; Ascomycota; Pichiomycetes; Serinales; Metschnikowiaceae.